AUGUGUACGAUCGGGUUCUUGACGGAGUGGCAGUUAUACGCCCAGAAGUUGGAGGGCGAUACCUGGGUUGGGGAGAAAUUGGAUAAGAAUAAGUUGGAUAAGAUGAGUGACCAGCAAAUCGGCCAAUUAUACGAACUCAUGAACGCUAUCAAGAACGAGGGUGGGGAGGGCGAGGGCGAGGGUCAGCAAUAA
Molecule: messenger RNA, 192 nt
Organism: Aspergillus nomiae NRRL 13137
Lineage: Eukaryota; Fungi; Ascomycota; Eurotiomycetes; Eurotiales; Aspergillaceae
Product: acetate non-utilizing protein 9
Exons: 3
Coding region: 1-192 (63 amino acids)
Biological process (GO): succinate metabolic process; mitochondrial respiratory chain complex II assembly
Cellular component (GO): mitochondrion; mitochondrial intermembrane space
Source: RefSeq, a predicted model, not a curated record